Molecule: messenger RNA, 3059 nt
Organism: Sesamum indicum (sesame)
Lineage: Eukaryota; Viridiplantae; Streptophyta; Magnoliopsida; Lamiales; Pedaliaceae
Product: BTB/POZ domain-containing protein At1g03010
Molecular function (GO): protein binding
Source: RefSeq, a predicted model, not a curated record
GUAGGCACCUCAACCAUUUAAAAAACUUAAAACAGGUUAUUCACCGAAAAGGUUUGACACCAAUGCAGACGUGUUCCUGACUUAAUUUAAGCCCCUGCUUUUUUUAAUCUUGCAUGUCUUCAUCUGUUGCUGAACUUGUUGUCCUCUUCAGUGUGUGUGUGUGUGUGUGAAAAAGUCAUGCCAAUGCAAGAGAAGUUCUGCCAAUGAGACUUUAGAAAGGCGGGUUCUUGUUCUAGUUCUUAAAAGAUCGCUUUUUUCUGGGAUUUUCAGCUUAUUUGUAUCUACAAAAAAGGUGAGGAUUGUAGCUUAUUGAAGACAAUGGGAGUUGUUACAGUUGCUGAACUGAAGCCAAACAUAUCAGGGAAGAGGCCUUUUCGUCCCGGUUCAAGUGCAAGACCUGUCAAUGAAUGGCCAAUAUCUGAUGUUUCCAGUGACCUGACUGUUGAAGUUGGAACGGCAAGCUUUGCACUACACAAAUUCCCUCUAGUUUCACGAAGUGGAAGAAUACGAAAACUAUUGCUUGAAACAAAAGAUCCCAAAGUAUCAAGGUUGAAUCUUGCUGGUGUUCCUGGUGGCUCUCAGGCAUUUGAGCUGGCUGCAAAGUUCUGUUAUGGGGUUAACAUUGAGAUUACAACAUCAAACGUCGCUAUGCUUCGUUGUGCAGCUCAUUUUCUUGAAAUGACCGAGGAAUUUUCUGAGAAGAAUCUUGAAUCUAGGACUGAAGUAUACCUCAAGGAAAAUGUGUUCCCAAACAUACCCAACUCAAUCUCCGUUCUUCAUCAUUGCGAAAGUCUGUUGCCAAUAGCAGAAGAGAUUAAUCUUGUUAGCCGGAUGAUCAAUGGGAUCGCAGACACUGCAUGUAAAGAACAGUUAACUUCAGGGUUGUCCAAGCUGGAGCAUAACUUCCCUUCAGAACAAGUUCAUGGCCCUGAUGCAGAAACGGCUUGGGAUUGGUGGGGAAAAUCGCUCGUUUUGCUGAAUCUGGAUUCAUUUCAAAGGGUUCUGUCAGCAUUCAAGACAAAGGGCCUGAAACAGGAUAUAAUCAGCAGAAUUCUGAUAAAUUAUGCCCAAAACUCCCUUCAAGGCCUUGUAGUCAGAGACCCUCAACUGCUGAAAGGAAAUUCCUCUGAUCUUGAUCUGCUGAAAAAACAAAAAGUCACCAUCGAGACGAUCGUUAGCUUACUACCGACGCAGUCAAGAAAAAGCGCUGUUCCAAUAGCAUUUCUUUCAAGUUUGCUGAAAUCUGCAAUUGCAGCAUCAACAUCCACAUCAUGCAGAUCUGAUCUUGAGCGACGGAUCAGCCUGCAGUUGGACCAAGCAAUUCUUGAAGACAUUCUGAUUCCAGUAUAUUCACAUGGAAACAACCACAGCCCUCUGUAUGAAACAGAUUCAGUCCUGAGGAUUUUCUCCAUGUUCUUAAAUCUGGACGAGGACGAUGAAGAGGAUAAUCAGUUCACAAGGGAUGAAAAUGAGAUGGUCUACGACUUUGACAGCCCUGGAUCACCGAAACAGAGCUCAAUUCUUAAGGUUUCCAAACUUUUGGAUAAUUAUCUUUCAGAGGUUGCACUAGAUUCAAACUUGACUCCAUCAAAGUUCAUAGCCCUUGCAGAGUUACUCCCGGACCAUGCUCGUGUGGUUCACGAUGGGCUUUACCGAGCUGUAGAUAUUUUUCUCAAGGUUCAUCCCAACCUAAAGGACACAGAACGUUACCGGCUAUGCAAAACUAUCGACUGCCAAAAACUUUCUCAAGAAGCCUGCAGCCAUGCAGCCCAGAACGAACGAUUACCAGUGCAGAUGGCCGUUCAAGUUCUAUACUUUGAACAAAUCAGGUUGAGAAAUGCCAUGAAUGGGGUUGGGGGGCACAAUCAAUUUUUCUUUGGCUCAAUAAACGGGCAAUUCCCUCAUCGUUCAGGGAGCGGAGUAGGCAGCGGAUGCAUCUCGCCACGAGACAACUAUGCAUCAGUUAGAAGGGAAAAUCGGGAACUAAAACUUGAAGUAGCCCGAAUGAGGAUGAGGCUAACUGAUCUUGAAAAAGACCACGUCUCCAUGAAACAGGAGCUGGUGAGAUCACACCCCGCCAACAAGUUAUUCAAGUCAUUUACGAAAAAAUUAAGCAAGCUCAAUCUGUUUUUCCGGAUUAAAGACAUAAAGACUAUAGGGGGCAAGCCUAAUUCUGAAAGCCGGUUCACUUUUCAGAAGAGGAGGCGUCAUUCGGUUUCAUGAUUACCACCUCGUCCACUGCAUGUAAAUAGAACUGAAUGCAUAGGAUCAUUGUUGUGUGUUUGUGUGAUUUUGAGGUCUGUACGCAGUAUGCUGAUGAGCUUUUCGGUACUGUUUUCUGUUGUGAAGUGAGCAUGCUUGCCUGUCUAUUUGAUGCAUUCUUCAAAAGUAAAGAAUCAAACACCUUUAUAGUUCACUCCUAACUUAAAACACAUUCCAAAUCUACAUUAGUUCAGCCUGACCAUAAUCACAACAAUUUGAUCAUAACUUGAUCAUUCACUGAGAGUUCUAAUAAAUUUUAUGCAGAACCAGGAUAAAUCACCCAAGAUCCCCCUCAACCGAUGUCUUGCAACAUCAUUGCUACUGUAAGAUUACAAGUUUACAGUGGUAAAAAUUCGAGGGAUCUAUAUUGGUAAGCUUUCAUGCAUUAGAUGAAGCUUUCCAACGUCCGACUCUUUUAUUUUUGGUCGAAAAUAGAGUACCUUAUUUUGUAUUAUUUGAGGAAAACUGCUAAUCAAAAGAUACAAAAAGAACAUUAUUACAUUAUAUAAUCAGGAUCAGUCAUCAAGCUCGAUGCAUAAAAACAUGCUUAAUGACUGACUGACUAUUCACUGUUAGAGCUUCUUCACUACUCUCUUGAUCAGCCAACUUAUAUCUAUUUUCUCAUCUGCUUUUUCUGCUAACAUUAAUAAUUAGUUCAGUGGAAUUACUUAACUAUAAGUAUAUAUAUUCAUGAAAUCCUAUUUAUAUCCAGAUAGCUUUAGCCUUCUUGAGCAGUGGGACUAGCUUGCCUUUGACAUGAAGGCUCAUGACCUCAUUGUCACCUCCAACCAAUUCUU